This is a messenger RNA of Linum tenue, 2038 nucleotides long. The record is from the annotation of a GenBank genome assembly. NCBI's taxonomy places the organism in Eukaryota, Viridiplantae, Streptophyta, Magnoliopsida, Malpighiales, Linaceae.
CAAAAUAAGGGCGGUUCCGGCAAUGCAAAGUUCCAAACGGCUAGUGCGUUGUUUUGCCGCAAACCCAACAGUCUAUAAAUUCCCACAACCUGCAAAGCGCGCCUUUCUCCGAUUCAGUUUUGCGAUCAUUGUUCUCCGACCCUUCCUCUUCCUGCUCUCUAACGGCUCUCUCAUCGGCGACCUACACAACGGAGCUCUCUUCCUCCGGCUCUCGGCUCUGAUUCUUCUUGCUGGCCGCUAUUUUUCUUUGCUUGCUUCCAUUUGAGUUGAAUUCAUCUGCGAUUAGAUAGCUUGCUAUUCUCUUUUCCUUACCCCUGUUAUGCAGAUCACACACAGUCGUUGAUUUUCGUUCUUUACUAAUCGUAUCUGUUUGUUUACAGUAAGCUGUUAGGGUUUCUUUCUUUCUUUCUUUCUUUCUUUCUUGUCUGGUUUUGUUUUGUUUUUUUUCUCGUUUUGAAUGCAGGGUCAGCGAAUAUGAUUUACAGCAACCCUAAUCCCAGGUUCCCGCACCAGAGGAGGAGUAGUUCCGAAGAGAACUUGGAUAGGUUCAUACCAAAUCGAUCGGCGAUGGACAUGGGUUACGCCCAUUGGAUGGUUACUGAAGGUAGGAAAGAAAAGGAGCCACCAUUUUCUAGGUCUCCUUCGAGCGAGGCUUACCGGAGGCUACUGGCUGAGACGUUGAACCUGAACCGAACUAGGAUCUUUGCAUUCAAGAACAAGCCACCUGUCCCGGUCGAGCUGAUCCCUCGUCAACACACUUCUUCUUCAGCUUCUUCUUCGUCUACAUAUCACCAGCAGCCUAAACCAGCUAAGCCUCGCAGGCGCAUUCGGCAGACUUCAGAGAGGGCAUUGGAUGCUCCGGACAUUGUUGAUGAUUUCUACUUGAACUUACUGGACUGGGGCAGCAGCAAUGUUGUUGCCAUAGCUCUAGCAAGAUCAGUUUAUCUUUGGGAUGCUUCCCAUGGCUCAACUUCAGAGCUUGUUACAGUUGAUGAGGAACAUGGCCUAGUUACCAGCGUGAAUUGGGCUCCCGACGGCCGCCAUCUCGCUAUUGGCUUGGAGAACUCUGAAGUCCAGUUGUGGGAUGCCGCCUCUAAUAAACAGUUAAGGACUCUGAAAGGUGGACACAGAUGUCGAGUCGGGUCAUUGGCAUGGAACAACCACAUCCUGACCACUGGUGGAAUGGAUGGUCUGAUCAUGAACAACGAUGUCCGAAUUCGCGACCACAUUGUAGGGACCUACAGGGGGCAUUCACAGGAAGUCUGUGGGCUAAAAUGGUCAGCUUCAGGACAGCAAUUAGCAAGUGGGGGAAAUGACAAUCUCAUCCACAUAUGGGACAGAAGAAGAAGUUCCAUGGCUGCAGCUCAUCGAUGGCUUCACAGGAUGGAGGAACACACUGCAGCAGUGAGGGCUCUGGCAUGGUGUCCAUUCCAAGCCAACUUGCUUGCCUCAGGUGGAGGCGGAGGGGACAUGAGCAUCAAGUUCUGGAACACCAUCACGGGGGCUUGCUUGAACUCGGCCAACACGUAUGCCCAGGUCUGUGGGCUGCUGUGGAGCAAGAGCGAAAGGGAGCUUCUGAGCUCUCAUGGGUUCACCGGGAACCAGCUGACUCUGUGGAAGUAUCCGUCCAUGGUGAAGACUGCUGAACUUAGGGGCCAUACCUCCAGGGUGCUUUUCCUGGCUCAGAGUCCAGAUGGUUGCACUGUGGCAUCUGCCGCAGGGGAUGAAACCCUCAGGUUCUGGAAUGUGUUUGGUGAUCCAGCUGAAGCUGCUCGAGAAAAAUCUGCCCCCAAAGCGAAUUCUGAGCCCUUCUCUUGGGUGAAUCGAAUCAGGUGAGUAGAAUCUCUAUAUGAAGUUGUACAUAGAAGAAGAUAGAUCAUCACAGUUCCCGUUGAUGUAGUCUUCGUCGAGCCUUAUACAGCGAACCGUGUAAAAGUUUCUGCAAUUUUUCUGUUUGGUCUCAUGCUGAUUUCCAGCAGACAGAUGCAAUGUAUGUUCAUCGAAAUACGAAAUGGGAAGUCGUUUCUAAGUUCAUUGA